GCAGUGUGAGGUGGCAUGUUCCAUGUGUCCCUGCCCUCCUGACAGUGUGGUUAAAGCUCCCUAAGUGGCACGCCACUCAGUAUGGUGCUGCUCUCCUGGAUUGAGCCACUGUAGGCAAAUACAGCUGAGGGAGAACAGAGCAGCCUCUGUGGGUGUGUGUAUGAGAGCGUGCAACACUGUUCAGCAUCAUCAUGGAUACAGAAUAUUCCAAGAGAGUGUACCAGGGUGUCCGGGUCAAGCACACGGUGAAAGACCUGCUGGCGGAGAAGCGAUCCCGACAGACAAACGGGCCCAGAUAUAACGGAGGAUCAACUACUCCGCCUUCAUUUGUCCAGAUGCCAGGGUCACACAUGCUGCCCAGCUACUAUAGCAUGAGGAGACCCUUCUUAUCCGACUCAGACUUUUGUGCAUCCAGCAAGCAGUUCCCUCCUGACGUCUACUCCUCCACACAACCGUCCACUAUGAGCAGCUACUCCUCCCUCAUUGACAGCUAUUACCCAGAAACCUUUGGAGACUACCGCAGCGCUGCCACCUUCUCCAGCUCUGGAAGUUCCUUCUUGCCUUCAUCCGCCAUUUCCUCCUUGUUGCCGCCUUUCAGCGGAGAAUCCUCACAUUUAUAUCUGCGUGACUCAUGGGACCAGUCAGGGCCGGAGCCGGUAUCCCAGGUGGAUGGCCUUUGUCCAGACAGCCUGGCCUCUGUCAGUGUCCCUCCCUCCAUGCCCAGCCCGGAGCCCCCUGGCAGCCCGUCGCAGUACCGUUCCCCCAGCCGCGGCUCCUCCAUGGGCCCCGUCCCCAGCAGCCAGCCCUACACCCUGCAUUCCCUGGAGGACGUCCACUACCAUCCUUUAACCAGCAGCAGUACCUACCCUGUGCCCUCCUCCUUUCCAUGCCCCCCGUACAUGAGCAGCCCUGUCAGUGACCUGGUGUCCAAGAUGGUGACAGAGGAGGUGGGCGAAGGUCACAGCAGCCUCCCGGCUGGCACUGACGCCCACUCCUCGUGGGCUAAGGAGGACGGAGUGAACCCCUGGUCCCCCUACGAGAUCAGAAGGGCCUACUGACCCCAGUCCAACCAAGACUGCAGGUGGAUGGAAUUUCACAAACUUUUUCUUCCAGGAAUAAAGUCAGGAAGCACCGACCUUGACGUAAAUUGUUAUUAAGAAGGUGUUUUUUUCUUUUUUGUGCUUUUUAUUGGACAUCGUCUUCAUCACUUCAUCAUCAUUUCCUGCUGACAUUUGUACCUUCAUUAGCAACACAGUAGCAUUGUUUGACUAUGUUGGACACAAUUAUAUGGUGGAAAAAGUCACAUAGGGGUGUUUAUUAUUUUCCUCUUAUUUUUGUUAAUUUUAGUCUGUUUUUCAAGUUUGUAUUAUAUGUAAAAAGAAUGAAGAAGCUGGUAACAGUAACUACAACAGCAACAAAUAAAAUGCAUUUAAGGAUGAAGUCAAUUUUCUUUUUCUAGUGUUUGAAUGGAGAAUUCACUCCAUGCAUGGUUCAUGUUAUACAGUAGCAGCCAUUCAAAAUGGUCCUUCCCAGUCAAAUACCAGCUCCAACUCCCAGCAAGGUUAGCAUAAUUUGCAUAAUUUUAUACUCUGACUCCACCCUUUCACUGAAUUACAGGGUGUGACCAGAAGAUGGCGCUUCUCUUUAGAUCUUAAUAUCCACAAAUCAUGACAGAAAGAAUAUUUUAGUACAAAGAUUGAUGUUUAAAAACCAGCAAAGGACCCAUCAAGGAAAGUGGGAAAAUUUUGAAUGGCUGCUACUGUAUCUGUCCUUCAACAGAGACAAAACCGGCCACUUUAAUGAGGACUGCUUUGUCUCUAUGACUGAAUGUGUGCAAACCUCUCGUAAAAGAAGACAUUUUUUGGUUGGUAACAUUACCCUACUACACAGCUUGCGAAAGUUUUCAUACUUUUUUUUGUUUUUCUGUUUGUUUGCUGAAUACGAUGAAUGUGAUCGGUCAACCCAAAUUAGUUCAGAAAAUGAUGCAAGUUUUCUGUAAAAAUGCCUUGUGUUUAGCCUUUUGUCUGCAUUUAGUUAGCAUUAGCUAGCUGUGGUUGGCAGGUCGCUUCAGGGUCUAGCUUCUUGUCCAAUUCUUCUUCUCAUAGGAACAUAUAUAGACCUAGCCUCGUGAGACCAUCCUGAUCUCGCGAGCUUUCAAGGUUUCACUCGCUGAUCAGUCUGGAGACUCUCUGUUAAAGAAAAUUUGGAGCCGUUCACCAAACGAACGU
Messenger RNA from Cyprinodon variegatus (sheepshead minnow), 2228 nucleotides. It is a transcript of the gene pou2af2b, whose product is annotated as chromosome unknown open reading frame, human C11orf53. Lineage: Eukaryota; Metazoa; Chordata; Actinopteri; Cyprinodontiformes; Cyprinodontidae. The record is from RefSeq and is a predicted model, not a curated record. Bases 192 to 1058 code for a protein of 288 amino acids. The transcript has 5 exons. Gene Ontology annotation, molecular function: DNA binding; POU domain binding.